GACCAACAGGACGGUUUCUAAUCCCCCUGACCUGCAAAAAUAGGCGCGGAAGCAGUGCAUAAUAAUGGCUCGGGGACGAGUGUCGAGUACCCCGUCAAGGGUGACCUGCGUAAGAUGAUGUCGCAGAAUCCGAUUCCGACCAUUACACCGGGAACUAUAGACCCGGCAUCCAUGGGCGACGAAGAAGCAACGAAGCAGGCCCGCGCUGUUCUGCAGACGCUCAAUGUUUCCUUGGCCACCAAUGACGCUCAAACGCUCGAGAGCUGUUUCUAUCCCGGGCAGGCUUACUGGAAAGAUUUGCUGGCCCUGACCUACCAUACACGCACCUUUUCCACCCCCGGCGUGAUUGCAGCGAGCCUUUUGGAGACUGCAAGUCUCAGACAGCUUACGACGGGGUUUGAGCUUGAGGGAGCCGCAUUGUUCGUCCCGGCUACGCCAGUUCUUCAAUUCAUUGACUGCAGCCUCACCUUCAAGACUGGGUCGCCUGCGGCCAAGUGUAGCGGAAGAAUUUUGCUCCUACCGGUCAAGACAGGCGAGAGACUCGAAUGGAAGAUUUGGGUUUUGAGCACCACGCUCGAGAGCCUGGACGUACAGUCUGAGGACGAGGCUCUGCUCCAGACUCCGGGAAGAAAGCUGGACAGCGCCAGUGCCGAGCCAUUGGAGACGGAUGUCUUCAUUGUCGGGGGUGGAAACGCGGCGGUGGCGCUGGCGGCGCGGCUGAAGGCCCUCGGUGUGGACAGCAUCAUGGCCGAGCGCAAUGCCAACGUCGGCGACAACUGGGCUCUCCGGCACGACUCGCUGAAGUUCCACGUUCCGACAUCGUUCUGUGAGUUGCCCUACAUGGCUUACGACAAGGAGCUACAAACCCCCCACUGCCUCACCAGGGACGACCUUGCCGAGCAGGUGCGCCGCUACGUCGAGGCCUUCCACCUCAAUGUCGUCAACUCUGCAGAGAUUACACGGACCACCCAGAUGCCAGACAAGCGGUGGCAUGUGGAGUUUCGUACUCCGAAGGGCGCCUAUACCGUCACUGCCAAGCAUCUGGUCCAGGCGACGGGCAUCGGGUCGCAGAAGCCGUACAACCCACCCAUGGCCGAUGAAGAGCUGUACAAGGGAAUCCGGAUCCACUCUGCACAGUUCAAGAACGGCAAACAGCUCAGAGCCCAGGGCGUCGACUCGGUGCUCAUCGUCGGCUCUGCCAACACCGGGUUUGACGUGCUAGAAGAUUGCUACGCCGCCGGGCUCAGGCCGACCAUGGUCGUGCGGUCGCCGACGUACAUUGUGCCUAUCGAGUACAUCUACGACAAAAUGAGCCUCGGUGCCUACGACUUUGGCGUCGAAGCCGCCGAUAGGAUGUUCCUGACGCUGCCCGCCGUUGUGGACGCCCAGCUCGCGCGGAACCUUUUUGCCCACUUCGCUUCCCAAGAGCCUCAACGCUACGAAGCGCUAGCAAAGGCCGGCUUCCCCGUCUAUGACAGUCGACAUCCCGACGCGGCGCUGAUGCACAAUCUGAUCGAGCGCGCUGGCGGCCACUAUGUCGACGUCGGCGGCACGGCGCUCCUGUCCGAGGGCAAGGCCGGAGUCAAGGCCGGCGUUGAACCGGUCGGCUACACAGCCACGGGGCUGCGAUUCUCUGACGGGAGUACGGUCGACGCCGAUGCCGUGGUUUGGUGCACGGGAUUCGCCGACGCAGACGCGCGCACCGUAGUUGCUGAGAUCCUCAAGACGGACCUGCCUGUCGACGCCACGUGGGGCGUCGAUGAGGAGGGCGAGAUUCGCGGCAUGUGGAAGCGCCACCUGCGUGUCGAUAACUACUGGAUCAUGGGAGGCUACACCCAGCAGCAUCGUUUCCACUCCCGGACCCUGGCCCUCCAGAUCAAGGCCGCUCUCGAGGGAAUCCUGCCGCCAGCGUACCGAGAUACCCCUCAGCCGAAGACACUCAGCACAUGAGACAUGGGACAGUGAGGUCGGUGUGACACGACGUGGGAGACGUACGUUAUAUAGUUGAUAUAGUUAUAUAAUCAUAUGAGAUUCCCUGUGUAACUUAGUCAACGGACGUUGCCAAACAUGUGACAGGAGUUGAC
This is a messenger RNA of Thermothelomyces thermophilus ATCC 42464, 2084 nucleotides long. RefSeq lists its product as uncharacterized. Gene Ontology annotation, molecular function: monooxygenase activity; flavin adenine dinucleotide binding. The record is from RefSeq and is a predicted model, not a curated record. NCBI's taxonomy places the organism in Eukaryota, Fungi, Ascomycota, Sordariomycetes, Sordariales, Chaetomiaceae. The transcript is spliced from 2 exons. The coding region runs from base 115 to 1950 and encodes 611 amino acids.